GAAGCCGCCGCGUGCUAGUUCCCGCGGGAAAGGACGGCUUGUCUCGCGAGAUUUCUGAGGGGCGCGGGACCAGGGAGGAAGAGCCAAGGGGGAGAGGGAUGCGACCGCGGAAAUCGGGGGGGCGGCGGGCUCGUUCCCAUAGCAACCUGCUCUGUUGACAUCGCCCGGCGGCGGCCUGGGGCUGGGCCGCCCGGUGCAGGUCGGUGCUCGGCGCCGGGGUGGGGAAUAAGGGCUCCGGGAGAUCGUCGUGGUUCGGCCUGGGUGGGACCUCGCCCCCGGCGGGCACCAUGCGCAAGCUGGGCCUGCAGCGGGACCUGGCCGAGGCGGCUGCGCUGGAGCGGAGGCGGCAGGGCGAGCUGCACAGGCAGAGCCGCAUCUUCAACGCCCGAGUCAGGACCGCCGGGGUUGAUAAGGAUGCUUUGGAUACUCAAAUCAAUGAUAAGAAGAUUCAAGAGGCAAAUGAGAAAGCACGACAUGAAACAAUUGCUGGUGAAAUGAAGCAAAAUGACAAGAUCAUCUGUAUGUUAGAAGAACGACAGAAACAAGACAUCAAAAACCUAAACAAAGCUGUCACUGAGUUUCAACAGAAUUUUCAGAAGCCAGAAACUCGGCGUGAGUUUGAUUUGUCUGACCCACAGGCCCUGAAGAAGGAUACUCCUGCUCGCCUCUCUGACAAUGACCCUCGAUGUACUGUAUCUGGCUUGCAGAAGUUUCUAGGAGAAGAUUUAAACCAUGAUCAGAGGGUGAAAUUUCAAAAGGAGCAGUCAAGAGAAUGGUCUCUACAGCAACAGAGAGAUUGGAAGAAUGCAUUAGCAGACCAGAAAUUUGCAGAGGAUCUCCAUGACAAGAACAGGCUAGACCUAGAUCAAAAAGCCAUGGAACUACAAAGGAAAGACGUAGAAACCAGACAAGCUGUUUGUGCAGCUACCAAGGAUUUUAAUAGAACUCAGGCUGUAGAAUUUGCAGAAAGAAAAAUGCUCGAAAAGCGUCAGGAAGAAGAAGAUAAUGUGGCUGAAAUUUCCAGCCUCCUUCGAGGAGACUUGCUUUCUGAAAACCCAGAACAAGCAGCCAGUUCGUUUGGGCGACAUCGUGUGAUUACUGAUCGAUGGAAAGGAAUGAACCAGGAUCAGUUGAAGGCAAUACGUUACACUCAACAACAACAAGUUCUGGAGAAACUGAGGCUGCAGGAGGAAGAACGGCAAAGAAAUGCAGAGUGGGACAGGCAACGUAUACAGGCCGCCAGAGCACAACUUCUUUUUGAGCGGCAUCAACAGCGACUAAAUCGAGAACUUCGCAGAACUCUGGAUAAUGCUAAUGCACAACUCUCCCAGGAGCAGAAAUCAAAAAAAAUUUAUCUUCAGGAGGAAGUGUAUUCAAAUUUUCCAACAGGCCAAUAUUUCACACAGUUUAAUACAACUAGCCGGUGACAUAUGAGACACAUCCACUCUCUGAAAUAUAAAUUUAUGCUACAGAAAUAUUGAGAUUACAGCAUGACUGUCAGAUAUCUUCAUACAUGCUUUUCAGAGACCAUACUCUAUUUUACAAUGCAAGAGGGAGUAUGGGAGGAGUAAUUGCUAUUGUUGAGACCAAAGAAAAAUGAAAUGUUUCUGCACAUCCAUAAUUUAUUUAUAUAUAAAUAAAUAAAUAGAAUUGAAUUAAUUUUAUUAGUACUCCCAAUUAAAGUUAUGUGCAGUCACUAUAUCCAUUGUUAGUUUUUCCAACAAUAAAAUACUAAGGUCACUGUGUUGGGGUUUUUUAAGUGUUUUCAGUGCUUGUUGAAAGGUGAAAGAUUUGAUAGAAAUGGAAAUUGAAAUCACCUGAUGAGCUGCCAAACAGAUGUUGCAAGGGGAGCAGCACUGCAAGCUUGUUCUCCAUACCCCACCAAAAAAUGUACUGGGUAUAGAUGGCCACCCUUAUCUAGAAUAGAAGGGAAAUAUGUUAGCUGAAAUUAUUUUCGAACGUUACUCUUCCCAGAAAGCACUAAUAGGUUCCACACUGGCUUCUUUGGCUAGCAUAAACUAGUUAACCAUGUUAUAAACUAUUUUAGAACCCAAUUUACUGGAAAAAAAUCAUAUUUAAAAAUACUUAUGACUAAUAUGAUUUCCUCCCAACACAGGGCCAGGGUGCGAGUUGCUGCAACCUCUGUGUCCCCAUUGCCAGGAUAUUGGGACCACUGGUUUCUGUAAAUGCAGAUCUGCAGCUCCUCUUCCAGCCUAAUCUUCCAUACUGGGCAUAUGCAGGGCUAGCACAGAAAGCUUUCCUCCCAAACUGCAGGGGGAGUGCAGGAACUCUUGUGCAGCUGCUCAGCACACAGUCCCUAUGUGGAGAUAAAGUGGUGUGGUUCUCCUCACUAACAUGAUUUUCACGCAUAUAUUUCACAUGCGUCAAUGAGAGUAUGUCAUAUGCUUUUAAUUUACAUUUUAUAGGGCUGCCAAGCGAUUAAAAAAAUUAAUCACGAUUAAUCACUCUGUUAAACAAUAAUAGAAUGCCAUUUAUUUAAAUAUUUUUGGAUGUUGUCUACAUUUUCAAAUGUAUUGAUUUAAAUUACAACACAAUACAAAGUGUACAGUGCUUUCUUUAUAUUUAUUUUUGAUAAUAUUUGCACUGUAAAAAACAAGAUAGUAUUUUUCAAUUCACCUAACAAAAGUACAGUAGUGCAAUCUUUUGGUCAUGAAAGUUGAAUUUACAAAUGUAGAAUUAUGUACAAAAAAAACUUGCAUUCAAAAAUAAAACAGUGUAAAACUUUAGAGCCUACAAGUCCACUCGGUCCUACUUCUUGUUUAGCCAAUCACUAAGACAAACAAGUUUGUUUAAAUAUGCAAGAGAUAAUGCUGCCCACUUCUUGUUUACAAUAUCACCUGAAAGAGAACAGAUGUUUGUAUGCCAAUUUUGUAGCCAGCAUUGCAAGAUAUUUAUGUGCCAGCUAUGCUAAACUUUUGAAUGCCCCUUCAUGCUUCAGCCACCAGUCUAAAGGACAUGCUUCCAUGCUGAUUACACGUAUUAAAAAAAUGCAUUAAUUAAAUUUGUGACUAAACUCCUUGGAGGAGAACUGAAUGUCUCCUGCUCUGUUUUACCUGAAUUCUGCCAUAUAUUUCAUGUUAUAGCAGUUUCGGAUGAUGACCCAGCACAUGUUCUUUGUUUUAAGAAGACUUUCACUGCAGAUUUGACAAAACAGAGGGUACGAAUGUGAGAUUUUUAAAAAUAGCUACAGCACUCGACCAAAGUUUAAGAAUCUGAAGUGCCUUCCAAAAUCUGAGACGGAUGAGAUGUGGAGCAUGCUUUCAGAAGUCUUAAAAGAGCAACACUCCUAUGCAGAAACUACAGAAUCCGAACCACCAAAAAAGAAAAUCAACCUUCUGCUGGUGGUAUCUGACUCUGAUGAUGAAAAUGAACAUACAGUGGUCCGUACUGCUUUGGAUCAUUAUCGAGCUGAACCCAUCAUCAGCAUGGAUGCAUGUCCUCUGGAAUAGUGAUUGAAGCAUGAAGGGACAUAUGAAUAUUUACAUGCCAGAUACACUAAAGGUCUUGUGACGCUGACUACAACCAUGCCAUGCGAACGCAUGUUCUCAGUUUCAGGUGACAUUGUAAACAAGAAGCGGGCAGCAUUAUCUCUUGCAUAUUUAAACAAACUUGUUUGUCUUAGUGAUUGGCUAAACAAGAAGUAGGACCGAGUGGACUUGUAGGGUCUAAAGUUUUACAUUGUUUAAUUUUUGAAUGCAAGUUAUUUUGUACAUAAUUCUACAUUUGUAAAUUCAACUUUCAUGACCAAGAGAUUGCACUACUGUACUUGUAUUAGGUGAAUUGAUAAAUACUAUUUAUCAUUUUUGCAGUGCAAAUAUUUGUUAUAAAAAUAUAAAGUGAGCACUGUAAACUUUGUAUUCUGUAUUGUAAUUGAAAUUAAUAUAUUUGAAAAAAUAGAAAAAUAUCCAAAAAUAAGUAUCAAUUGGUAUUCUAUUGUAUAGUGCGAUUAAAACUCCAAUUAAUCGCAAUUAAUUUUUUUUAGUUAAUCACGUGAGUUAUCGGCAAUUAAUCAACAGCCCUACUUUUAAUGCUAGUCUGCCACAGUGAGACAGCCUUCACUAUUAGAGCACAGGAAUUGGUUGGUUUUAUUGGAGAUAUGGCAGCAGAGCAAUCAUUAGACAGCACAUCCAGGAACUCCUCUGGAAACUUAACAUAUCAAACAAUCAAAGAGCUGGAGGAACAUAGUUAAUAUAAAAAUAUAAUGUUAGCAACUUCUUUGACAAAAAGCUAUGUGACACACAUCUCUUUUCCUUUCAGCUAGUCAGUAUUCUGGCUUCUGUUAUGUUUUCUUUUUUUCCAUUUUUAUCUGAGAAAGUAGCACGUGAUAAUUGCGUGGAAUGAAAAAAUAAGGAAAAAGCAGAACUAAAUGGAUUUUGAAGUUGGGUGUAUUUUCCAUUUUUCAGCAAUUGUAGCAGGCCAUUAGCAUCUCAGAGAUAAAAAGCCUGAUUCUAGUGUACACUAAAGCUCCUUUACACUGCUCUGCCUGUAUAAGGGAUCUUAAAGUGGAUGUAAAUUAUAAUCAACCUUAAAUACCUCCAGUUCAAUAAUUAAGGUCUGGAUUAUACAACCCUUACACACACUGAGCACUUACACAUGUAGUUCAGUUGACUCACACAGAUAGUCUCAGAAUACUUAGACACUUCAUCAGUUUGUAGCAGACAGCUACAAAAUGAUCAUCUCAGGGCUGCAUCUGGUUCUCUCACAAAUAUAAAUGGCCACCGAAGAAAAUCACAUGGGGAAAAACUCUUGCAACAGAGUGUCUACAAGGACUUUUAUUGGUCUAAAAGUGUUUUCAAACCUAGGGCUUUAGCCUGAUCUCAGAUACUAUAAAUGGGUGUACAUCUCAAUGUUCAGAAUCUCAGGGCCUAAUUUCCUUUUAAGCUAUAACAGAAAAAUGAACAUUCUGAUUCUGAGAAGUAGCCUGGGAGACUGCAUGGCUUUGUCUUCAGUGGGACUGGUCAUGUCAGUAAGGGUAAGCCUAUACAGCAUUUUGGAGCGAGACUUUCAACCCGGGUCAACGAGCUUGGGCUAAGUGCUCUAAAAAUAACUAUAUAGACAGUACUUUGAAUUUGCAAUUCAGACAGGAGCUUGAGCUCUGAAGCCUAGGGGGAGGGGUGGCCUUCAAAGCUUUGAUUGUGUUACAAGUAAUUUUUAUUGUAUAGAUUCUAUUGUGCCACUUAAGAUGUAUGGUUACAAAGCAAGAACUUCAGAUCACAGCUUUAUAUGGUAAUUUUUAGAUGGCUUGAGUUAAAUAAUUUAGUGAUGUAAUUUAAAAAAAAAAAAAAAAAUCAUACAUAGACUUUGCAUGUAUCUAACUGAAGGUCAUCAUAAAUAAAUUUACGAAGAAGUGUGUUUGCUAGAAAUUAUUAGCUCAAAAAUGAAGGAUAAAUAUUUUUAGCAAUGUACUGGACUAAUCACAACAUGUACCAGAUGUUUACAUUAGCAAAAUAUAAUCAGUAAAUGAUGGUUUUAUCAUGCAGUUGGAAAUUUAUUGGAAUGUCAGAAAACAUACUAAAAAUAAGAGGUCUGUGAAGAAGAGGAAAUAAUGAAAAUGGAACUGUAAACAACUUCCUGUAUAAAAUAUGUCUAGCUAUCAGCAAAAUUAGAAUCAUAUAGUGCAAGCUAACAGUCACCAGGCUGCAAGGAUUGGUUCUCACGGACUUGAUAGUGUAUUAUUUGAGGUCUCUUUAAUAAUUAGAUAAAUUCAUCAUUAG
Molecule: messenger RNA, 5735 nt
Organism: Chelonia mydas (Green sea turtle)
Lineage: Eukaryota; Metazoa; Chordata; Testudines; Cheloniidae
Gene: RIBC2
Product: RIB43A domain with coiled-coils 2
Exons: 8
Coding region: 288-1427 (379 amino acids)
Source: RefSeq, a predicted model, not a curated record